AACGUUGGAUAAAGGUUCCGAGUGAGUCCGAGACGGUACUGCACUAUGGGUCCCAGGGAACGCGGGGAACCUUUCCACUGGCUGCUGUUUUACAUCUUGCUCUGCUCCAGGGAAUUCAAUAGCAGAGGGAGAGCUUCUGCCGCACCCAGCGUAGCCACUGCUGGUUCCACCGGGUUGGUUAUAUCCGGGAGGAGAUUCGUCACGGUGUUCCUGGAGAACCACUCCAGCUCGGCGGUGCUCACCUUGAAUAUCAUCACCUACGACAAGACGGCCAACGUCAGCGUUUCAGUGCACAGCCCGCCGUUCCACCGCUCGCAGACGGUGCCCGCCGGCAGCAGCGCCAUCAUUAACCUGGAGCCCUCCUACAUGCUGAAGGGCAAUGACGUCACGCGGAAGGCCAUCGUCAUCACCUCUGACGUCGACAUCUCCGUGGUGGUGCUCAACACGCGCUACAACACGCAGGAUGCCUUCCUGAGCCUUCCCGUCACCAACCUGGGCACCACUUACUACGUUGUCACUUACAACGGCUUCAAGUCGAACCAGCGGCAGUUCGCCGUCGCCAACCCCGGUGUCGAGCGGGUGCCCGUCACCAUCACCGUGGUGGGCCUGGUCGAGUACAACGCCACCGAAUAUGCCAAUGACCAGACCUUCUCCUUCGUCCUGGAGCCCGGACAGGCCGUCCAGUUCCAGGGCGAGGUUGACAUGACCGGCACCAAGGUGGUCUCCGCCAGGCCGGUGGCCGUGUUCAGCGGCAACCGGUGCAUUAUGCUCUCCUCGGCCGACUGCGACCACAUCGCCGAGCAGCUGCAGCCGGUUACCAAGUGGUCGUACUCAUUCGCCGUCUUCCCCCUGCUGGACAAGGACAGCUUGGACAUCGUCACCAUCGUGGCGGCCGAGAACGACACCACCGUCAACGUCUACAGCAUCGAGGGCAACAUCAACGUCUUCCUAAGGGAGGGUAACCACAUCAACCUGACCGUGACCAGUGGUAUGAUCAUCAACUCGGCCAAGCCGGUCAUGGUGGCUUACCUGUCGACCGGGGGCAGCACGUUGCUGGUGCAGAGCUUCGACCCCUUCCUGGUGAACGUCAUCCCUCCGGCCUACUUCAGCUCCCACUACGUCUUCAUCACCAUGGCCAACUUUUACAACUACGUCCUGAUCGUCUCGUCGACGCCAACGUCCGACCAGAUCGUCCUCGACGGCAAGCCCCUGGCCAGCUUCCAGACAGAGAAUGCCACCUUCUGGGACUUCACAGCCAUCCGCGUCUACCUGGGCAAAACGGCCAGCCGCUAUGUGGUAUUUCACGCCGACUCCCUGUUUGGGAUCUACGUCUACGGCAUCGCACGGGGCGAGUCCUAUGCGUAUUCCAUGGGCGGCAAGAAGAACAUCAGCAUCAUGGAUGUCAAGAAGUCCGCAAACUUUGUUUGCUUGUCCCACGCAGCUGAGUACACCUUCCCAUCCAGCGUGCUCACCAGCGCAGGGGUCACCGUGUCCGACGUGCACCUCAUUGACCCCACGUGCCGCGCCCGCCAGCAGGACGAGAACUGGAUCAUCAUCACUGCGCCGUUUGACUCCUGUGGCACCACCGUCUCUAAUGAAACAGGGAAGAUUGUGUACGUGAACACGGUUUACGGAAGUAUCCCGCGUACUCCCAUCCACCGCCUGGAAAUUGAGCUGAAAUGUGAGAUGUCGCUGAACGAGAGCAUCACCAUGGGAUUCAUGCUGCAGACUAAUCACCUGGUCCGCUUUGGCCACUAUAACGUAUCCUUUCGGUUUUUCCGCUCUGUGAAUUUCAACGACCCCAUCGUGCAGUUCCCAUAUCAAGCCGAGCUGAACAGCACACUGUUCGUACAGAUGGAGGCAGAGACGGCAGACGUGGGUGUGCAGAUCUUCACCGACACCUGUAUGUCUGCACCGCUGCUCAAUUCCAACCAUCUGCCGUACAUCAUUCUCCAGAACGGUUGUGUCAAUGAUGAGACAUUCAGGAGCUACAAGACCAACGAUCCCAGGAAGCAGCGUUUCAGUUUCCACGUGUUUAAGUUCGAGGAGUUCCCGCAAGUCUACAUAUUCUGUGACAUCAUCCUGUGUCACUCGAACUCCUCCCCCAACCGGUGUGAACAGGGCUGUCUCCCGACCAGGAGGAAGCGUGACCUGCGAUCCGUAGAGAGUAAAGUCAAGGCUGCUCAUCUCUCCCAGGGACCCAUAGUGUUUCCAGCCAGCCCACUGGGAGACCAUGGCAAUUUCGACAGGAAAGACACCGUCGAUUAUUACAUGUAUAUGUUUGGCCUGCUUUCGGCUAUUUGUCUGAGUUUGAUCACCGCUUUGAUUCUUCAAAGAAAAUACUACUUACGACAAAACUGAAUGGUUACUGCAUGCAGCAAUUGGGUUUUAAAACAAAAAAAAAUGAAUUGUGUGCGGAUGAGAAUGAAGCACAAACUGUCCUUUAGAACCAUAGAAAAUUGGUGCUGCUGUAGGCCAUUUGGACCUCCGAGCCUGCACCGCCAUUCAGCAUGCCUUUUCUCUCUACAUCCAGAAGUGCUCUGGCACAAAACUGAAUGUAUUUUCCUCCCCAUCGCAAAGUCACCCGUGACAUUUUUUUUCAUCUAUUGUGCAUGCAUUCCGUCUCCAAUGCUGUCCACUUGAAAUUCCCCAAGUUCUGGCUGCAGAGCAAAACCCCUAGAUGUAAAAACCUAUGAAUGGCUGGUCAAGUGAGUGUGAAAUCAGUCAGGGCAUCAGAUUGUAACCUUUUAGUUUUUUGAUGAAUUGUGAUUCUUUUUUCCCCAGUAAAACGAAUCUUCUAACAAUAAGCACAAGAGCAAAAAAGAACGAACUCAAAUCUGUUUAUCUUAUUUGAAGUGAUGCUUUUAUAUGAUGGCAAGGGAAUAACAAAUAGUGUUUUUUUAAGAGUUAAUGAUAAAAUUUGUUGAUUACUACUGUUGUGAAGGUGAACAAAAUCACUGAUGAUUGCUCUGAUC
This is a messenger RNA of Stegostoma tigrinum, 2975 nucleotides long. RefSeq names its product IgGFc-binding protein-like. The record is from RefSeq and is a predicted model, not a curated record. Lineage: Eukaryota; Metazoa; Chordata; Chondrichthyes; Orectolobiformes; Stegostomatidae. The transcript has 7 exons. The coding region runs from base 46 to 2361 and encodes 771 amino acids.